UAUACGAAAUUACAAUUUUAAAAUUUWAAAUUUAAAUACUCAAGAAGUUUAUAAAAAAUGAUAAAGGAAUAGACGAUCACGAUGAUAAUUUAGUGAAAGUAUAAUUGUUGAAGAUAUAUAUAUAUUAUAGUACUAAAGUUUAUACCUAUUUUGAUAGUUUAACUUGUCGAGUUUUUUUUUUUUCAUAUCUGUACAUCUGUUUCAAACGUAUACAGGUGUUAUUUAGAUAACACGUCCGUCACGUCCUGUGUAUUGAGAUUAUUAAAUUUGAUACCGUAUACGUUCUGUUUGAAUUUGAAAUCAAAAGACUGACAAAAUAUUGAAAAUGGAAAAUCAAAAACCUAAAUGUGUAUACCAGGAAGAACGCUGGACACGUUCCUUGAUUACAAUUGACAAUCUACCAGAAAAAUUUGAACAUUUAAAAGUUAAUAACCAUUCCAAAAUCAGAAACAUGCUUGGUUUUGCAGUAAAAAGUUUUGAACACUCUAAUCAUCUAGUAUGUAGUGCCAGUGGUCCAUCAGUUAAUAAAGCUGUCACAUGUGCGGAAAUAUUGAAACGACAGAUGCCUGAACUUAAACAAGUCACUGGUAUUGGAUAUAGAAAUGUAAGGAUGAUCAAGGAUGAAAUGAUUGAUGGUAAAGUAUCUCAAACAAUUACAACUAGAAGAUUACCUUCAAUUCAUAUUCUUUUAUCCAAAAAUCACCUUCAUCCGAGUUUACCUGGAUACCAAGGAGCUGACAAGGUAUCAGAUCAUGUUAAUAGGCCAGUACCUCGGAAAACAUUUGAAAAAAAUGAUUACCGCGGUACUAAGGAGAGUUAAGUUAUGGCUCUUUAAUUGAUGUUGUUC
This is a messenger RNA of Diuraphis noxia (Russian wheat aphid), 847 nucleotides long. RefSeq names its product ribonuclease P protein subunit Rpp25 (gene Rpp25). Gene Ontology annotation, molecular function: RNA binding. Gene Ontology annotation, cellular component: ribonuclease MRP complex. Gene Ontology annotation, biological process: tRNA 5'-leader removal. The record is from RefSeq and is a predicted model, not a curated record. NCBI's taxonomy places the organism in Eukaryota, Metazoa, Arthropoda, Insecta, Hemiptera, Aphididae.